AUGAAUUAACCAAUAUCGCUAAAUUGUCAAAAUCCUAAAAAAGGAUACUUGAUAUAAAGAGGAGUAAACAGAAAUACUGAGAAUGGAAAGGAGAGAUAGUCAUUCGCUGAGUAUGUAAACUCAUUAUCAGAAUCAUAAUAACAAUUACUUAGUCAUAACAAGUCUCCUAGAAAAGAAUCAAUACCUAAACGACAUCCAACUCUGCCAAAAUUAGAUUUGCCAUCUCCUGAUAUAAUGGGUAAAAGAUUUGUUGUAAAUGUUGGAAAAUGUCCUAUGAAUAAUAUCUAAUCUCUUAUUUGUAGACAUAGUGUGGUACAAUAAAAUUAAAAUUAAUUUCAUAACAUAUAAUCUGUUAGACAUAAUUCAUUUGAAACUAGAAAAUCAAUAAUUCCUUAAUCUAAAUUGUUCCCUAUUCACCGAACUUCUGUUAAUAACAUUAGUGGUAGAAGUGCUAGAGAUGAUGAUAUGAGUUUAUUCUAUAAUAAAAUAGGAGGAGCAGAAAUUGUUGAUUAAUUGAAUGAAGAAUUUCAUAGUUAUUCAAAAUAACAUGAAAUGAUCUAAAGUAUGUAAUCAAAACAUAUUUUUUAUAGAAAUUGAUGAUUUAGAAAGAUACAAAUAAAGAUUUAAGACUUUCUUGGAAUAUAUAUUUGGGAAACCAAUUUUUUAUAAUUUAGAAUAAUUAAAAGAAAAACAUAAAGAUUUAGGACUCAAAAAUAAAGACUUUAAUUAAUUCAAGAAUUAUUUAAUUGUAAUAAUUAUUUGAUAAAAUUUAGACAUGUUUCUUAAAAGUCAAUAAAGGUUAAUUAGAAUUUGUUUUUGAAUUCAGUUCAUUGAUUGAACAAUAUAGAUAUUGUAUAAUUAACAGUAAUACUCCAUUUGCCAUCAUUUAUAAUUAAAGGACAGAGAAAUUAAGUACAAAAGAUGUUCCUGAUGCAAUUUUGUAAUUAGCUUAGAAUAGUUAUCAAAAGAUUUUUCAGGAUAAUUCUUUAGCACCAUAUUUCAUUGGAAUUGAAAUCAAAUAGUAAGCUAGAAAAUUAGGAAAGAUUUUAUCUUAAUUAAUGUCGUGGGAAUAAACAAAUGACUAAGUAUUGAUCGAAAUGAGAACAUCCCAUAAAGGUAUGUAUCUCACUAAUGUUCAUUUUACUUUAUUUAAAUAGCAUUUAAUUGAAUCUAUGCGUUAAUUAAAUAUACAAGAAAAACAAAUAGAAUUAGUGACAUCUAGAAUGGAUGGUUAUAGAAGUUAUAUUAUUAAUCAAGAUUCUUUGCUUGAUUUUUAUGGAGAAUAAUCUUCAUUGUUAUAAGUCUAAUUAAAGAAAUAUGUUUAAUUAUUGUAAAAAGAUGUCAGAAUGUAAAACUAUCCUUCUAUUGCUUUGGAAAGGCACUCUUAAUUUAUAUUGAAAUAUCUCACUCAUUUACAUCUACCAACCCUUACAAGUAAUGAUUUAUGGACUAUUCAUGUCAAAUAUAAAAUUUCUAUCGAAUGGAUAGAUUCUUUUCGUGAUAACUUUUUUCAUCUUAUUAAAAGUCUCAAUUUAAAUGCAUUAAUCAUUUCAGAUUAUGAAGAUAUCUGGUAUAAAUUAAAAAAGAAUUUAACUUAAUAUCAUUCCAUUGAAAGUAGGAUUGGUAAAAAGAAAGUUGAUCUUGUUAUUGCUAAAGUUUAAAUGAAAUUGUAAGAAAAUGAAAAUUAUACAGAAUACUUUAAGAAUGCUAAUUACUAAAUGAAUUUGCAUCUUCAUAGAAUAAUUGCAUUUAUUAUGAAGGAUCAAAAAAUCUACAACUCCAAUGAUUUAAAGGUUAUUCAUUAAUCAUUGAAAAUUAGAGAAAGCACAUUUGAUCUUUUUGUUUAAUUUCUUAAAAAUGCCAUGUAAGAAGAAACUAUCAGUUCUAGCUUAAUUGCUAAGGCUGAAGAAAUUUGUAAUUAUUAUAAAAGGAGUAUAUGCACAUGAUGAUCACUUAAACUUACAC
Paramecium sonneborni is the source of this 1965-nucleotide messenger RNA. The record is from the annotation of a GenBank genome assembly. Lineage: Eukaryota; Ciliophora; Oligohymenophorea; Peniculida; Parameciidae.